Molecule: messenger RNA, 1277 nt
Organism: Carassius auratus (goldfish)
Lineage: Eukaryota; Metazoa; Chordata; Actinopteri; Cypriniformes; Cyprinidae
Product: calcium-independent phospholipase A2-gamma-like
Exons: 2
Coding region: 68-472 (134 amino acids)
Biological process (GO): arachidonate metabolic process
Cellular component (GO): membrane
Source: RefSeq, a predicted model, not a curated record
CGGUGGUCUCUUGAUCAACAACCCUACCGCUCUGGCCAUCCAUGAGAGCAAGUGUCUGUGGCCCAACAUGCCUGUGGAGUGUGUGGUGUCUCUGGGCACAGGCCGAUACGAAACCGUAGCCAAGGCCAGCUCGAGCACUUAUACCAGCUUGAAGACCAAACUCACCAAUGUCAUCAGCAGUGCCACUGACACUGAAGAGGUCCACACUAUGCUGGACGCCCUCCUCCCCCCGAACACUUAUUUUCGUUUUAACCCUUACAUGAGUGAAGACAUCUCAUUGGACGAAAACAGACAGGAGAGGCUGGACUUCCUGCAGGCCGAGGGUCGGCGGUACCUGGAGCGUAACGAGAAUAAGUUAAAGAAAGUGGCUAGUGUUCUCACUCAAGAAAAGGGCAUCGUUCAGAAACUAGCCGACUGGGCCCAGCUCAAAGCUGACAUGUACGAUGACCUUGCUUUUCGUUCCAAACUCUGAAACUCACACUCUAAACCACACUAGCACAACCACUGACAUUCUCCGUUGUCUGUUUAUCAUAUAACAAGGUAAACUGUGCACUACAGUUAAUACAGUGUUAAAUCUGUUGCCAUAUGACAGUUUAAAACAGAGAAACAAGUCUGUUGCCUCAUAUUGACGAGCACAUAAGAAGAUUGAAAAGGUUUGAUUUCAAGGCUUUAUUUUUAAUGUAAGAACAACUUGUUUGAAACGAAGAGCCUUAAAAGCAUGAAAUGUUAGUGGCAGCACUGACUAGCUAGCGCUUAUAUUUUCUGCUUUUCAUUUGUUGGGAUGCACUAAUGUUAUUUUGAUCGAUCAAUUAACAAUAGGAUAAAGUUGCUGUUGUGUAGCGUCUCCCCUCGAGAACCUGUAGUAAUAGUCUUUCUGACUGUACUGUAGUUAGCAUGAGGAGAGCUGCUAAAUGCACAGACUAAAGUAUGUGUAAAUAAUUUUCAACCUAACUUUUUAAUUUAUUUACAUUCAAAUGAUCAACCUUUAAAUUAUGUGUCAGACCGCAAAGGGGUCCAGCAGCACUGAUGUUUUAAAGAUUCUGCACACAAUGUUUCGAAAGCACUUAAUUGCUGUCGUAUUAUUACUAAAGACGGUUUGCAUUAAUUAUUAUAGAAAUACUAAUGUCUAAGUGAUCCUUGAUUUUGUGUAUUAUGUUUGAAUGCAUCAGUAUACAUUUUUAUUUCCUUCCAUGCGCACUUGGCUGGAAAAUAUUUUACAGAAUUUGUUGGUUCUGUUCAGACUGAGUGUAAUAUAUUGUAAAAUAUAAACCCUUGAA